This is a messenger RNA of Phytophthora nicotianae INRA-310, 2718 nucleotides long. RefSeq lists its product as hypothetical. Gene Ontology annotation, cellular component: membrane. Gene Ontology annotation, biological process: transmembrane transport. The transcript is spliced from 3 exons. The record is from RefSeq and is a predicted model, not a curated record. The coding region runs from base 1 to 2718 and encodes 905 amino acids. Gene Ontology annotation, molecular function: ABC-type transporter activity; ATP hydrolysis activity; ATP binding. Lineage: Eukaryota; Oomycota; Peronosporomycetes; Peronosporales; Peronosporaceae.
AUGACGGUAGUGCUGCAGUCCGACGCCGAGUCGCUCGUGUCCCCCGCCACCAAGACCAAACAGCCGCGCUACUCCACAUUCGCCAGCGUUAACGAUGAUCUCGAUCAGAGCAAGCAGAAGCUGCGCACUGCGCACUCCACACCGGGCACGGCGUCACUCUGGUCGCGUCUCUUCUUCUCGUACGCCAACCCCAUGAUGCGCGCCGGCAACACGCGCCAACUGGACAACGACGACCUAUGGGAACUCGAGGGAGAGAACCGCUCAGCCACAGCCUUCGACGAGUUCGUGGUGCACUACGAGCGCCACGACAAGUCCAUCGUCAAGGCCAUGAUGACAGCCUACGGAGGGAGAUUCUUCCUCUGCGGACUGGCAACACUCUUCUCAACCGGUUGCAACGUCUUCGCUCCAGCUGUCCUGAACCACGUCGUCACGGUGUUUGCAGCACCGCAGAUCGAUAUGCCCAACCUCUGCAUCUGGCUCGGCGUCUUCUUCGCCUCGAGACUUGUGAACGCAAUCGUGAUAUCGCAAAUGCAUUUUUACCUCGAAUUAAUCGCGCUACGUCUAACGGUGACACUCAAGGCGCUACUGUUCAGGAAGGCCAUGCGUCGUAGUAUACAGAGCAAAGGCGAAUCCAAGUCCGUGGACAUCUCCAACCUCUUUUCUUCGGAUGUUGACAACGUGCUGUGGGCUGCCUUCCAGAUCAACAGUCUGUGGGUUAUUCCGCUUCAGAUUGUGGUAGUAGUCUACAUGUUGUACGCCGUCAUUGACCUCGCAGCGUUUGCCGGACUGGCAGUCAUUGCAGUGUCGAUGCUGGUGGGUUUUAUUAUCGCUAAAGUAUCGGGAAACACGUUCGAAGACAUUAUGACGCACAAGGACGACCGGAUGAAGACCAUCAAGGAAGUGUUCAAUGCCAUCCAGAUCGUCAAACUCAACGCGUGGGAAGAAAAAUUCGCCGACAAGAUCCACAAACUGCGCGCUACGGAGCUCUCAGCCGUCAAGAAGUUUAUGUACCUGGGGGCUCUGAACAUUUUCGUGCUGUGGGCUUCUCCUAUUGCCGUGUCGGCCGUGUCUUUUGCUGUGUACGCGAUUGUGAUGGAGAAGACGCUGACGGCAGCGAAAGUGUUUACUGCUAUUGCGCUGUUCAACGCUCUCCGAGACCCACUUCGCGACUUGCCUACGGUUAUCCAGACGUGCAUUCAAGCCAAGGUUUCACUCGACCGGUUCUCCGAUUAUCUUGCACUGGAUGAGUUCACUCCUGCAAACGUUACCCGACACGACCCGGCCCAGCCUGAUGAUGUUGUGAUGACAAUUGAAGACGGCACUUUCGGAUGGACGAAGGAUACACCACUACUCAGCCAGGUUAACCUCACUGUGAAGAAGGGAGACCUGGUGAUCGUUCAUGGAUCUGUCGGAAGUGGCAAGUCCUCCUUGUGCUCAGCUUUAUUGGGAGAGAUGGACAAACUAGCAGGUAGCGUGUUCGUACGCGGUCGUGUCGCCUACUACUCGCAGCAGACGUGGAUCCAGAACAUGACGAUCCGUGACAAUAUCCUGUUCGGACUACCGUAUGAUAAGGAGAAGUACUCCAAAGUGGUCGCUGCGUGUGGUCUACUUCCAGACCUGAAACAAUUCCCUGGUGGCGAUUUGACGGAGAUUGGCCAGAAGGGUGUCAACUUGUCUGGCGGACAGAAAGCGCGAGUCUGUCUUGCUCGUGCGUGUUACUCAGACGCUGACAUCUACUUACUGGAUUCGCCAUUGGCGGCUGUCGAUGCGAUCGUGCAGAGUCAAAUAUUCGGUGACUGCAUCUGCAAUCUGCUGGCGGAGAAGACGGUCGUAUUGGUGACACAUAGCGCUGACAUCAUUGCCUGUAAAGCUGCCAACUUGAAGGUGCUGGUAGAAGGCGGCAAACUGACGGCUACUCGACAAGACGUGGCUCUACCACGUAGCUCGUUUAGACUGCCGACAUCUCGUUCUACGAUGGCAGAAGCCAGUCAUGACGUAGAUAACGGAAAGAACGACGCCGGCAGACUCGUUGAUGACGAGGAGCGUGAAGAGGGCCGAGUGUCCAAGGAGGUAUUCGCGAAUUACUUCAACUCCUUAGGCGGUGUCAAAGUGUGCGUUUUCUUGUUCGCCGUGCAGACUUUGUGGCAGGUUUUCCAGAUUGGCAGUGAUCUGUGGUUGAGCCAUUGGACGGGUCAGAAGAGCGGCUCGUAUGAUCAGAACGAGACUGCAUACAACGUCAAGGUGUAUUCGUUGCUUGGCGCGGGUGCAGCCGUCAUGGUUUUCGUCCGGUCAGCUACAGUAGCAGUUGUAGGUCUCCGAGCCUCGCGUCACCUCUUUGACAACAUGACGGUGUCUCUGUUGAGAGCCCCACUCCGCUUUUUCGAUGCGAACCCGAUCGGACGUAUUGUGAACCGAUACGGUGACGAUAUGUCUGCUGUGGACUUCAUGAUUCCGUUCGCAUUUGGAGGAUUCCUCGCCAUGUUCUUCUUCACGGUGUGCCAACUAGCGACUGCUGUGUACACCAUGAACUUCUUGGGGUUCCUGAUCAUCCCACUGGUGUGGAUCCACGUGACGCAGUCGGAAGAGGGAGUUGUGGUGAUUCGCGCGUUCGGUCAGGACACCGUUGACCGCAUGAUCACGGAGAACUUUAUUCGCAAUGAUGUGAACAGCAAGGCUUGGUUCGCAUGCAGCUUCUGGGCUGUGGCGUCAUCUUUCUAG